AUGGACUUCGGCGUAUUCGAUCAUCUGGACCGCGGCGAUCUGCCGUUGAAGGACUACUACGAGGCGCGUCUGACGCUGAUCGAGGCGUACGAGCGGGAGGGGUUCUACGCCUACCACGUGGCCGAGCACCACUCGACGCCGCUGGGCAUGGCCCCCUCCCCCAGCGUGUUCCUGGCGGCCGUCGCCCAGCGCACCCGGCGGCUUCGUUUCGGACCGUUGGUCUACGCCCUUCCGCUCUACCACCCGCUACGGCUCAUCGAAGAGAUCUGCAUGCUCGAUCAGAUGAGCGGCGGGCGGCUGGAGAUCGGCUUCGGCCGCGGCUCCUCCCCCAUCGAGCUUGCGGUGUACGGGCAGAACCCCGCCGAGGCGCAACGCAUCUACGCGGAAGGCCUCGACCUCAUCCUGCAGGGACUGACCCGAAAGACCCUCGACUUCGCGGGCGAAUUCUUCAACUUCAAGGACGUGCCCAUGGAGCUGGAGCCGCUGCAGAAGCCCCACCCCCCGCUCUGGUACGGCGUUCACUCGCCGGAAAGCGCCGAGCGGGCCGCCCGCCGUGCGCUCAACAUCGUGAGCCUGGAUCCGGCGGUUCCCACGCGGAGCUUCACCGAUCGUUUCCGGGAGGUCUGGAGGGAGGUUCACGGGGACGGUGACGCGGCCCUGCCCAAGAUCGGCCUUGGCCGCUUCGUGGUGGUGGCCGACGAUGACAAAGCGGCGCUUCGCAUCGCCCGGCGCGCCUACCCCGUCUGGCACCGGAGCUUUCAACCACCUGGGAUCGCCGGCAGUCCGGACACGGUCCGGACGUUCCUGCGGUCACAGCUCGAUACGGCCGGCGCCAACUAUCUCAUCGGGCAGUUCGCCUUCGGCGACAUCGCCCUCGACGAGGCCCUUCGUUCCGUGGAUCUCUUUUCCGAACAGGUGGUGCCGGGUUUGGGCUAA
Messenger RNA from Geodia barretti, 936 nucleotides. The record is from the annotation of a GenBank genome assembly. Lineage: Eukaryota; Metazoa; Porifera; Demospongiae; Tetractinellida; Geodiidae.